Molecule: messenger RNA, 2815 nt
Organism: Gymnogyps californianus (California condor)
Lineage: Eukaryota; Metazoa; Chordata; Aves; Accipitriformes; Cathartidae
Gene: PRRX2
Product: paired related homeobox 2
Exons: 4
Coding region: 1-744 (247 amino acids)
Biological process (GO): regulation of DNA-templated transcription
Molecular function (GO): DNA binding; DNA-binding transcription factor activity, RNA polymerase II-specific
Source: RefSeq, a predicted model, not a curated record
AUGGACUCGGCGCCAGCCUUCGCCAUGGACAAGCCGUUCGCCCCCAGCGCCGUGCGCGGCCCGGAGCCGCCCGAAAAUCCUCAAAGCCGGAAAAACUUCAGCGUGAGCCACCUCCUCGACCUGGAGGAGGUAGCGGCCGGUAUGAACGGGACCCCCCCGGCCGGUCCCCCACCCGCCGGUGGCGGCAAGGCCAUGCCGGAGCCGUCGGGAGGCAGCAGCGGCAGCGAGGCAGCGCCCCAGGACGGCGAGAGCCUGAGCCCGAGCCGUGGGGCAGCCAAGAGGAAGAAGAAGCAGAGGAGGAACCGCACCACCUUCAACAGCAGCCAGCUGCAGGCUCUGGAGAGGGUCUUUGAGAGGACGCACUACCCCGACGCCUUUGUGCGGGAGGAGCUGGCGAGAAGGGUCAACCUCAGCGAGGCGAGAGUCCAGGUCUGGUUCCAGAACCGAAGGGCCAAGUUUCGCCGUAAUGAGAGGGCGAUGCUGGCCAACAGAUCAGCAUCGCUCCUGAAAUCCUACAGCCAAGAAGCAGCCAUUGAGCAGCCCAUGGCACCGCGGCCCACUGCGCUGACCCCGGAGUAUCUCUCCUGGACCAGCACCUCCCCAUACAGCACUGUGCCCUCCUACAGCUCCAGCGGGACCGCGACGCCCACCCAAGGGGUGAACAUGGCCAACAGCAUCGCCAGCCUGCGCCUCAAAGCCAAAGAGUUCAGCCUCCAUCAGAACCAGGUGCCGACCGUGAACUGACCAGGGCAAAGCCCACCCCGUGGCCUCAUCCAGGAUACAGCGUGGAGCUCCUGUGCCGCUCCAGGACAAACCCGCCGCCCGCCCAACCCACAUGCCACUCAUCCAACGUCUCAGCACCUCUCCUCUCCUCUUCCCUUCUGAAGGUAGAGUCAGUCCCAGGCCGAAGUGGCACAUAAUUAUAGCCACAUAUGGAGCAAACUUGGUUAGAAACUUGCUUUUCCGCACACCCUUAUAAUAAAGGCUAUAUAUACACACACAUACCCCCCACACACUCUUCGAGGACAAACAGACUUGCCAAGGGAACAAGAAUUUGCUUCCAAACAUGGAAGGAUCUUGGACUAUUGAAUUUGACCAAUUUGGGUAUCUCACCCAGAAAGCCAAAGAGUUAUUGGGUCUUCUCCUCCCGCAGGGACAGCAUGCAGCAGUGGGAGAAUCGCGAGCCCCCCUUUCUGCUGGGCUGCAACUCGCGGCACUCAACCGCGCGUGCCGAAGCUGAUCCGCGUGUUCGCCUCUUUGUGCAUCCCCAGCCACGGUGCUUGGGAGAGACUUUGGGAAGCUGACGGCUCGCCCCUCCCGCGGCCGGUCCCGGCCAGCCCCCUGCACCAUGCUGCCUGCAUUUAGGAGCUGCCUAUGUCGAUAGCAUCAGGCUUUGUCCCUUCCCAGAGGGGCAAGGAGGGCUGAAGCAUCUUGACAGACUCGCUCGGAGCCUGUGAGCUCUCUCGCGAGCUGGGGGGAGCAUCGCCUGUCCCCAAGCAGGCACCGCUGCCCUGCCUCGGUGGGUUUGCCAGCAAUUCUGCAGAGCCCCAGGUCAUUGAACCAUCCCAGGGAAAGAGAAAAUUGGAAAAAGCUGUUGGGUUUCAGCUGAGUAGGCGGCUCCCAGCACUUCGUGCCAACGGCAAAGCAGGCUUCGCCUUCCGGAGGCACAGCCUCCCCGUCGGCAGCUCCGCAGAUGUGUGCGGGGGUCUGGGGCUGGCGACUCCAUGGGGGUGGGCUUUUUUGGUUUUGCAGAAAGGAAAUCGUUUCCCCCUCGUCCCACCCUGCCGCGCAGCCUAAUGAGGUUGCAAGGUGGGAUGUGCAGGGGGAGGGACACAGGGUGGGCAACCUUGCCCCAGGCUUACACCACCCCAGUCCUUUGCCUGUGGGACUGAGCCACAGAGAGACGCACCCUCCACCUUCCCCUGCCUAUACCGCAGCAAUGGGGGACGAGCCAGAGUGAUGAAGGUUUUACCGUGUGGACAAAGCCCUCUGGAAACCAGACCACCCUUUCCUCACCCACUGCAAAGAGCCACCAGCCAAGCGUGGGGACACCACCAGCUCAGACGAGUGGCCUGGACAGAGAAUGCACCAGCCCUACUUGCCUAGAAGGGCUUAGCCCCGCUGGGGACUGUAGCAGUAGAUCUGAGGAGGAAUACAGCAAUUGCUAAGGUGCUUCCUCCAGAUAAACAUCCUCUGGUGUGUGACACCAAGGCUGAAGGUGUCCCAACUACACAUGUGCCCACCCGAGUCCCCACCGCUCCCAGGAGCAUCCUCUCCCUUUCCCACUGCGGCUCUCACUGCAGCCGCACGUUGUACCCAGCGGCUGCGACACCAGGACCCUCAGCUUCACCCCAGGCAGCGCCUGCCCGAGGGGACUCACCCAGCACCCGGAGCUGGAGACCUGAUGGGAGAACCAGGAGAGGAGCACAUCUCCUCUGGUUGGAGGUGAACUGGCCCCUCCAUCCUGCCCCCAGCCCCGACUUUCUCUGCUCCACCCAAUGCAGCCCCCCAGUUGGGAACAGCCGCCGCCUCCUCCUCCUCCUCAAGCAUGGCAGGCAGGGAGGGGGCACAGCCUGACCGACACUGCCCACCUCAUCCAGGGAGCAAAGUCACCCUAAAGACCCACCACCCUCUGCCCCCCACCCCUAUUUCCAGGGCUGGUAUCCCCCCCCACUUGCCAUGUCAGAAGGGGAGCACACAGCUCCCCAGACCACAGCGAGACACCGCACAGAGACCUGACAAAAGUCGAGACAUGCCAGGCCAGGGGGGGAGAUGGAUCCACUGCGGAUCAAAUCAUCCGCCAUGAGACAUGCCG